AUUAGGUACACCUUGGCAGCAGAAGCGAGACAUUCCAGGACAAUCACCCAUCCCAACAUGGCCAGUGCAGUUGGAAAAAUGUGGGAGAAAUAUUGUCUGCGCCCUGUUGGAGACUCCACUCCCACUGUUCUCCCAGUGUUUCUCUACGGAACAGCCUGGAAGAACGACAGGACAGCCGACUUGGUCUACACUGCGGUCAGCGCCGGUUUCCGCGCUAUCGACACUGCAGCACAGCCUCGUCACUACCGAGAACAUCUAGUCGGUGAUGGAAUCCGCAAGGCGAUUGCAGAUGGCGUUGUCCGUCGCGAGGACCUUUAUGUGCAAACCAAGUUUAGCCCUAUCUCAGCACAGGAUCCAGAUAAUAUGCCAUAUGAUCCAAAGGCCUCGGUGACCGAUCAAGUCCAUGCCUCCAUCAAGUCCUCACUGCAUAAUCUUCGUGCCUCCGAGGACCCGAAGACUGCAGAUGAUGCGUAUAUUGAUACGGUGGUAAUUCACUCUCCACUGCGGACUAUUGACCAGACAUUAGAGGCCUGGCUAGCCCUGGAAACCUACGUGCCCCAUCGCAUCCGCAAUUUGGGCAUCUCCAAUUGCUCUCUACCUGUGCUCCGUGCAUUGUUCACAGCUCCCGAGGUGAAGGUCAAACCGGCCGUGGUGCAGAAUCGAUUUUACGAGGACACACUAUUCGACACCGACUUGCGAUUUUUCUGCCGUGAGAAUCAGAUCAUCUAUCAGAGCUUCUGGACGUUGACGGCCAACCCGGAUCUGGUGCGGUCUGAACCGGUCCAGCGACUUGCCACUCAAGUUCAUAUCAGUCCGGCGGCAGCCUUGUACACCCUUGUGAUGGGGCUUGAAAAUAUCGCCGUGCUGAAUGGAACUAAGAACGAGGGCCGUAUGAAGGAAGAUCUAGCAGCUCCGUUUGCCGUGGACGAGUUUAUCAAGAUGCACCCAGACCAGUGGCAGGAGCUGCUGGAGGGAUUCCAGGCGAUCGUUGGAGAUUCUCACUGAUCAUUGUAAUUUCCAUGUCCAAGCAAGGAGAGACAUGAAAGACAGAGGCUCUAUUAUG
This is a messenger RNA of Penicillium subrubescens, 1063 nucleotides long. RefSeq names its product putative aldo-keto reductase (AKR). Gene Ontology annotation, molecular function: aldose reductase (NADPH) activity. The transcript is spliced from 2 exons. Gene Ontology annotation, cellular component: cytosol. The annotation marks the transcript as partial. The record is from RefSeq and is a predicted model, not a curated record. Lineage: Eukaryota; Fungi; Ascomycota; Eurotiomycetes; Eurotiales; Aspergillaceae.